CAUGUGGGGAUUCACCGCCUGCCGUUUUGGGCUGUUGCAUGGCGCCGCCUGCCGCAGACCGAUAAGCGAUCGGUGCCACCGCCUUCCGGCAUCCGCGUCGCAACUGCCUACUUUUUCGAUCGCGACCGCUCAAAAAAAGAGCAGCGCUUGCUCUGUUUUAGGCAUCGAAAUGUGGCCAGAGCCUGGCAAUCUAACAUGACGACGGGGUCCUGUUGCCAGCUCUGACAACCAUGACGACCGCCGCUACCCAGCUUCCCCCCCGUGUUCCAACUCCUCGCCCCAAGCCGUCAUCGCGCACUUCGACUCUCCAAUCCGAAUCGACGGCACCUUCCAAACCGCAAUCUAGCCAAUUUCCGGCCUCGACGGAGAGUCUUUCACAAUCGCAUCAACUGGGAGGGCCCCGUCGUGGAGGCCGCCCGGCAUCAACCGCCGACCCUCUCUCGGACAAGGCGACCGCAUUCCUGAUACGCCGCAUCCUCUGCCCCCAGCAAGCCGACAAGGGCAGGAGCUCGCCCGACUCGAUAGAGGGCCUGUUGCCGCCCUUGACAAGCCGCAACGAUGUCGAUCUGCAGCUCUACGCUCUCAUUGCCAUCAUCUUGAAGGAGUUCGUCCAGAACUGGUACGCCAAGAUCACCCCCGACGAGGACUUUGUCGCCGAGAUUGUCCAGAUAAUCGCCCAUAUCACCCGCGCGCUCGAGCAGCGGCUGAGAAAGGUGGACUUGGAGAGCCUGCUAUUUGACGAACUGCCCGAUCUUCUCGACAAGCAUAUCACUGCCUACCGAGUGGCCCACGAUCCCAUCACCCAGCCACCAGUCAGGACGGACCCGCGCGAGAUCUAUCACUCGCUGUGCCCGCUUCCCGCUCUUUCCCCAGUUCCCCGGCCAGAGGACCCCGAAAGCGUGGGCGUGCAGGCCGAGAACGAAGCAGCCUAUCGCCAGUUGCUCGUCCACGCCUUCCUCGCCAUCCUCCUCCCCACCGAAGACCUCGAAAAUGACUGCCUGACGGCUCUGGUUGGCCAGAUAUUCUCGGAGCUAAUUAUUGGCAACACGGUAGCCAACAGACUAUCGGAGCCAUGGCUCAUCUGGGAACUCCUCAUCAUCGCGUCGAGGACGGCCGGGCGUCGGAAAACAGCCGAGGAUCAAGAUCGUCCGGGGCAAUCGGGCAACGGGUCAUCGGCUACCAAAAAGCGCUUCUCGGCCCACACCCUGUUCUGGGCUGUCCUGCAGUGGUGCUUCCUCGGCAUCUCAUUCAUCAAAACGGCCUUUGCGAUCCUGAUGACAUCUGGCUCCUUGCCUCGGCGGACCUCUCACGGUGCGAGCCCCAAGAGCGCAACCCGACACGAGACCGGCCAGGGGCACACUCAUCUCACUAGCUCCUUCGAUGCGGAUCUGCACGCACCCAAGAUGCCUUUGUUGGCCUUUCGAACCUGGUCAGCCGUCUCAAAUCUCGCCGAGAUGGACAUCCGUAUGCCCUGGCUUCGAGGCGUAUUGACGAUGUUGCAGUGGAUUGCCGUCAUGGGUCCAGGACGAAUUGCCGGCGUGGACGGCGUGCUUGAUAGCAUUUUUUUGCGGCUCUGGAAGUUGCAAGCGCAACACGGCAGUUUCACGAAGCUCGCGAUCUUGGCUGUGCGGUUCACAAUCGGACGUUUCGAGGUCCUCCACCGCUGAAAGAGGGGUCACUGGAUGCAGUGCGUCCACCAAUGCCCGACCAGGGCAAGGCCUCGGGGUAAAAGCUUGGAUGCAGUGCAACACACCUCCCACAUGUCAUGCGGCCGAAUCGGCGACCCGCAGGCAACGCUUGUUGCCGCGUCUUGUCGUUGAGAGCGUGCAUAUCAUGCCUGGGCCAAUCGCAAACCCCUA
Chaetomium fimeti is the source of this 1859-nucleotide messenger RNA. Its product is annotated as PXA domain-containing protein. The record is from RefSeq and is a predicted model, not a curated record. Gene Ontology annotation, biological process: early endosome to late endosome transport; protein targeting to lysosome; endosome to lysosome transport. Lineage: Eukaryota; Fungi; Ascomycota; Sordariomycetes; Sordariales; Chaetomiaceae. Gene Ontology annotation, molecular function: phosphatidylinositol binding. The coding region runs from base 231 to 1667 and encodes 478 amino acids. Gene Ontology annotation, cellular component: early endosome; extrinsic component of endosome membrane; late endosome. The transcript is spliced from 3 exons.